Acanthaster planci (crown-of-thorns starfish) is the source of this 779-nucleotide messenger RNA. Its product is annotated as nucleolar RNA helicase 2-like. Lineage: Eukaryota; Metazoa; Echinodermata; Asteroidea; Valvatida; Acanthasteridae. The record is from RefSeq and is a predicted model, not a curated record. Gene Ontology annotation, molecular function: RNA helicase activity; ATP binding; RNA binding.
UGCACUCGUCAUAUGCAUCAUGCACGUGGUGACAUAAUUCGCAGAGCUAUCGCUGUAUGUACCGAGCCUGUUCAUCAUCAGCUACAUCAAAGUACAUGUAGGCCUAUUGUCAGAUAAAAUGUGUAACGUUCAACUUUAAAGUUGAACUUUUUUGCGUUAAGCUUUACUUUAGGUUCAUAUGUUUCAUCGUCAGACAGUAAAUGCCGUGUGCUGCUCCCAGAAUGGACAACCUCAUUGUACAAGCAGUUGGAUCCGAUGCCGAAAAGAAGAAGACCAAAACUAAGAGAAAGAAGCAUAAGGAAGAGAAGCCGACACCUGAAAAGACUACAGUAGCUGUGGUCAAUGGACAUGCCUCUCCUAUCCAGGAAAAAGUGAAGGAAGAGAAAAAGAAAAAGAAAACUACCUGUAAGAAGCGAAAACUAGACGCUGGCAGUGAUGAAGGUGGCAACAGCUCAGUCACUCUGAAGAAAUCCAAGGAUGAUCAUUCAGAAGAGGAUGACACAUCAAUCACAGUCCAAAAUGCCCCUGAGUUGUCACCAGAGGAGAAGGAGGGUGCAUUUGAAAACUUCAGGAUAUCACCUAAGACAGUACAGCUUCUCAGAGGUAACAACGGCCAGGAGGAACGCCAGUUUGAUGCUGAGAUGGAGGUCAGAUGCAUCAGGGAGAACAUGCAAGACGCUCUUAAGGUCCCAAGACAGAACGAGGCAUUUGACGUGAGGACGCUCAACAAACAUUCCCCGAAGGAGAUGGUGGAUGGUGGCAUUAUCAGAAAUCGUUGA